Molecule: messenger RNA, 2890 nt
Organism: Thamnophis elegans (Western terrestrial garter snake)
Lineage: Eukaryota; Metazoa; Chordata; Lepidosauria; Squamata; Natricidae
Product: zinc finger protein 345-like
Exons: 4
Coding region: 315-2588 (757 amino acids)
Biological process (GO): regulation of DNA-templated transcription
Source: RefSeq, a predicted model, not a curated record
GGAGGGUCGACGCUCUAGGAAGGACUCUCUCGCCCCUAGUCCCAGGUUUCCCUUAGGCGGAGACCCGGAGUGAAUGGCAGCUGCGCUUUCCCCGAAUCCAGAACGGGACGAAGCGAGAUCCCGCUUUUCUCGGGUAGGAAGGCGGGGAGGGGAAUCGGCAGCGAAGCCGAGGCCGAGAGCUUCCGCUGCUUUACGCUGCCGGGCGUCGGCGGGGCCCCGGGCGCUCUGCAGCCGCCUGCAGGAGCUUCGCCCCCGGCUGGCUCGAGAGGAGGAGGAGGAUCCCCGAGCGGGUCCUAGCCGGGCUGCCCCCGGAGAUGGCGGAGAGCUGCUCCCGGGCUGCGGCGGUCCUGGCCGGAGGCUUCCCGCUCAGCCCUCCUCGUGCCCAGGAACGGAGGCUGCAGAUGCAGGAUCCCUUGAAGCAGAUGGUCUUGGUACCUCCCGAAGGAAGAGAAACUCUCUCCCGUCCUUCUAUGGAGCAGUUAUUGGGAAGGAAUAACUCUGAGGAGAAUGAAAAUCCUCUUUGUGGUAGAUCAGUGACCACUCAGAGCUCGGUAACCUUUGAGGAGGUGGCUGUGUAUUUCACGGAGGAGGAGUGGGCGCUGCUGGAUCCCAGCCAGAGAGCCUUGCACGAGGAAGUCAUGCUGGAAAAUUCUAGGAAUGUAGCCGCUCUGGCUUGUGGGCUGGAGCAUGAGUACUACAAGGAGCCCAGCAUAAUCGUAUUCCGAAUGAUCAAAUCUGAAGAAGGCACGGUUGUUGGUCAAGAACCAUCACAAGGGAGUAAGAAAAGCUGUAAAGUGAAUGGAGGGAAGGAAUCCUCUGGAUACAGUAAAGGCCUUUAUCUCCCAGCCCAGGAAGUUCACCAAGGAGAAGAAAAGGGAAAAUAUCUCAGAUGCGGCAAAGGAGACGAAGAGAACUCUGGUUUCACUAAAUAUUAUGCAACCCAGACUGAAGAAGAACAAUAUGAAUAUCAAGAGGAUGGGCAAAGUAUCAGCUCUACCUCCUACCUUGCUUUACAUCGCCCAUCGUACAUCCAAGAGACACCAUACGCGUUUAUAAAUUCUGGGAAAAAUUUUAAUUUCAGCAAUCAUAUAGUUUCCCAUAAAGAGGGGAAAUCAUACGGACGUGGAAUGGAUUUCAGUAAGAAACGAUUGCUGCUUUUACCUCCCCAAAUUCCUCCAAAGGAGAAACCCUACAAAUGUCUUCAGUGUGAAAAGACAUUCACUCAGAGAGGUAACCUUACUAUACAUGAAAGGAUCCACACGGGGGAGAAACCCUAUCAGUGCCUGGAUUGUGGAAAGACUUUUGCUGAGAGAACCAACCUUGUCACCCACAAAAGGAUCCAUACGGGGGAGAAGCCAUACAUAUGCCUGCUGUGCGGGAAAAGUUUCAAUCAGAGCGGUCACCUUACGAGACAUCAACGAACCCACACAGGGGAGAAACCAUACACCUGCCUGCAGUGUGGGAAGAAGUUCAGUGGACGUUCCAGCCUUCUGAAGCAUGAAAGAAGACACACGGAGGAGAAACCGUAUCUAUGUACAGAGUGUGGGAAGAGCUUCCACGACAUCGGUGUCCUUGAUUACCACAAAAAGAUCCACACAGGAGAAAAACCAUACAAAUGUAUAGAGUGUGGAAAGAGCUUCAGGCAAGACUCUCACCUUGCGAAACACCGAAGAAUUCACAGCGGGGAGAAACCCUACCAGUGCUUGGAGUGUGGAAAGACUUUCCAUCUGAAAAGUAGCCUCUUACAACAUAAAACCAUUCACACGGGGGAAAGGCCCUACCAGUGCUUGGAAUGUGGGAAAGGCUUCAGUCAGAAUAGCACUCUUUUCCAACACAAAGCCAUUCAUACAGGAGAGAAACCAUACGCAUGCCUGGAGUGCGGAAAGAGCUUCAGUCAGAACUAUAAACUCCUACAGCACAAAAGGAUUCAUACGGGGGAGAAGCCGUACAAGUGCGAGCAAUGCGGGAAGUGUUUCAGUUGCAGCAGUGACUUUAGUUGCCAUAAAAAGAUUCAUACGGGGGAGAAACCAUAUAAAUGUCUGGAAUGCGGAAAGGGUUUUAAUAAAAGGAGUUGCCUUACAUCUCAUAAAAGAAAACACACGGGAGAGAAGCCGUAUCAAUGCACAGACUGUGGAAAGAGAUUUUCUUAUAAAUUUGUCCUCAGAUACCAUCAACAAAUCCAUACUGGAGAGAAACCGUAUAAAUGCUUGAAGUGUGAAAAGGCUUUUAGUAGAUGUUCAAAUCUUAAAAUCCAUCUAAGAAUCCAUACAGGGGAGAAACCAUAUAACUGUCCGGAGUGCGGAAAGAGCUUCCGUAAGGACAGUGACUUUAUUCGUCACAAAAGGAUCCACACUGGAGAAAAACCGUACAAAUGCUUGGAGUGCGGAAAGAGCUUCACUCAGAAUGCAAAUCUUAUCAAACACAAAAGAAUACACACGGGAGAGAAACCCUACAAAUGUGUGGCAUGUGAAAAAAGCUUCAGCCAGAAAAAUCACCUUUCUCAACACGAACAGACCCACAAAAAAGAAAAAUCACAACUUGGGAGCUUUAUUCCAACUGUUUUCUCUUCCAAAAGGAAAAAAACUUAGAAAUAUGUGGUCUGUGGUAAAAUGUUCAGUUGGAAGAGUAGCCCUAUCUGGCCUAAAGGAAUCCAUGUGGGAGAACCAUAAAAAUGCAGAGAGUUUCAGGGAGAGAUUGAGAAAGAAUUUCGCCCUUAUUUUCCAGAAAAAGCUUUCUGCUGGGAGGAAUGUCUGGAUGGUGGAGAAACCUUUCAGGACCAUCACUGAAGUAGAAUUGGCAAAGAAAAGAUGUUAAAUCAGAGGUCUCCAACCUCUUGUGAAUUUCAACUCCCAGAAUUCCUCAGUCAGCCAUGCUGACGGGGGAAUUCUGG